AUAACGCCGCACUAUUGGCCGAUCUUCGAUAUCAGCGCAUGGCAGAGUGGCUUUUGCUUAAUGUUACGGCGUUAUUGAGCUGUCUGUCAGGCCUUUGGCGACAGGACCACGUGGAAACCGCCUUUCCUCGCAGCGCUUUGGCGCUUGGAGAGCACGACCAGCAGAUUAAAGUUUAUGGCCACGUGGUAGAUAGCGGCUAUUUGGAUCGGGAAAAUUCCGCUGUUUCUUCUCUUCGUCAUUGGCUGGAACAAAUUCGGGAGCUUUCUUAUCGCAUUCUCAAUAAUUUUUUUUCUUUUUCAUUUUUCUAUGAAGACCACUUUUUAGGGAUUAUAUAUUCUGCCGUUUCCUGCGACUUCCAGUUUACUGAAGCGCGCCACUAUAAAUACAUUAUUCUGCACGUGCUUCACCCACUUUUUGCCGAAUGCUCAUUGGAGCUUUGGACCCGUUCAGCCACGUCAGUUGUCGUUCAAGUGGUACAGCUACUUUUUAACGCUUUGGAGUGCGCGUGGCACAAAUUUAACCAACUUUCCGCCAACAAUAAUGAUGAUAAUAAGAUUAGUGAAGUUUUAUAUAAAACGUUGUUAAGCGAAAAUACUCUCAUUUUUUGCAAGUGCUUAUCAAGUGCUCUCGUUGAUGAAAAUGAAGUUAUUAGUGAAUAUAUGAAAUUUGCAACCACUGAAAAUUCUUUAUUUCAUCUUUUUAGUCACGUGGUGCUCUCGAGUCUACUUUGGCCUGAUAAAAGCGCUGCUUACUGGAGUGCUCGUACCGGCAGCGCAUUGAUCCGAUUCAUAUUAGAGUCAAACGCUCAUUGGCUAGUUCCCGCUUAUUUUCGAGCCAUUUUAAGCACAGUCUUAUAAAAUUCACGGAAACGAGGAGCAAGUGGGCCGUUAUCUUAUUUCUUCGCUUUUUCUUAUACAUGAACAUGCAAGUCUUCUAUUUUUUAAUAUUUUAGAAAAAUACGGCUUUACAGUUGAGCAAAUAAAACAUUUUGAUGAACAAAUAAAAAAAUUAUUGAUAAAUUCCAGCAAAAGGACGGGAAGUAUAAAGCUUUUUAGAGAAUUUUUUUCUCCUCUACUGAAAUGUAAAGUUUCUCUUCAAGGCAAACUUCCAACUUAUUAUGAAAACUGGCAGUCGUUCUUUUUUUGUACAGCAGAAGGUGAAAAAAAAUUUCACGAGAAGCAAAAUCGAUUGAGUGAAAUUGAAAAUCUUGGAUUA
Molecule: messenger RNA, 1215 nt
Organism: Zophobas morio
Lineage: Eukaryota; Metazoa; Arthropoda; Insecta; Coleoptera; Tenebrionidae
Exons: 13
Coding region: 39-857 (272 amino acids)
Source: RefSeq, a predicted model, not a curated record